UCGCACAGCUUUUGUGCCUGGGGGAAUUCAGUUGGCAGUUGUUGGUGCAAACCAGUGGAGGGGAGGAUACGUAAAAUACUCAAGUACUCGAUCCUCAAGACCUCUCAAGACCGGUUCCUUUGAGCCUGCUUUUCUACAGCCUGACAGUUACCUUGGUUAUUCUAUGGCAGUUGCUAAAACUACAAGUGCACAGUGACAAUUAUUGGUGCUCCACGAUAUCAGCACAGAGGAAUUGUGAUGGUUGUUGAUGAAAGCAUGACACAUUAUAAAAUGAUUGAUCCAUAUCCACAGCAGCAAUCUGGUGAAUACUUUGGGGCAGAGGUUUGUGUCAUGAGAAUGAGCAGCCAGUAUACUGACCUCAUCCUCAUAUCCGCCCCAAUGCAUAUGGAAUCCGAGAGAGAGGGAAGAGUUUAUGUGUGCCAGUUGAAGUAUUUGACAGUUGAGUGUCGCUUUGACUCUCCAUUAGUAUUAAGAGGGGCUGAAUCCAGCAAAGGAAGGUUUGGGUCUUCUCUUGCUGUGCUGCCUGAUUUAAAUACAGACGGGAUCAGCGAUUUAGCAGUUGGAGCACCUUUGGAGAAUGAUGGCCAAGGCAGCAUCUACAUAUUCCACGGCGAAAGAAGACCAAGUAUCAAUCCCAUUUACUCACAGAGAAUAACUGGCUCUGAAGUCAAGUUAGGACUGAAGUAUUUCGGCGUGUCGAUCGAUCAGGAGUCUUUAGAUCAGAGUGGAGAUAAACUGCCAGACUUAGCAGUGGGAUCAAAGGGCACAGUUGUCUUACUCAGAUCAAGACCUAUCAUCAUGGUUGAAGCUACUGUGUCAUUCGAGCCAAAGAUAAUCCCUACUCAAAAUGUAGACUGCUCAGUAGCACUGCAGAACACAGCUACAAUCUGCUUUACCAUGACCAGUCUCACUUCAGCAUCUACAGGUUCCUCAGCUCAAGCAACAAUCAAACAUACUUUCACACUGGAUGCCACUCGCAAGGCCCAAAGAAUCGAGCUUAUAUCACUGAUAAACAACGAGAGUCGACCAAGACCAUUACUGUUUCCUUAAAUAGGAAAGAAUGCAGCACCUUGAAAUUCUUCAUUCAGGCAUGUGCAGAAGAUGUUGUCAGUCCACUUAGGAAUGAGUUAAGAUUCAGCUUUGAAGGUUUAUCAUCUU
This is a messenger RNA of Mugil cephalus (flathead mullet), 1158 nucleotides long. RefSeq names its product integrin alpha-L (gene itgam.3). The transcript has 9 exons. Gene Ontology annotation, molecular function: integrin binding. The coding region runs from base 238 to 1050 and encodes 270 amino acids. Gene Ontology annotation, biological process: integrin-mediated signaling pathway; cell-cell adhesion; cell adhesion mediated by integrin. The record is from RefSeq and is a predicted model, not a curated record. Lineage: Eukaryota; Metazoa; Chordata; Actinopteri; Mugiliformes; Mugilidae. Gene Ontology annotation, cellular component: integrin complex; external side of plasma membrane.